AUGGCUGGACUGGCGACCCGUUACCCUGCCAAUGGUACGUGGUCUACCUCUGCGGUCAUUUACCAGGGUGAUUGCGGGAUCAUUAAACGAUGGGACUUUGCAGCGCACUUGAUUAUCAACGUCUUGGGCACAUGCAUACUGGCCGCCAGCAACUACUGUAUGCAGACAUUGGUUGCUCCAACAAGGGAGGAGGUAGAUGCCGCCCAUGCCUGUGGAAGGUGGCUUGAUAUCGGGGGUGCUAGUGUCAAGAACCUCCGUGCGAUUGGGCGAAACCGGCUUAUCUUGUGGAUCAUAUUGAUGCUAACUGCAUCACUUUUCCACCUCAUGUACAACUCUAUGAUCUUCGAAUCAUUGUCCACCAACGAAUUUGGGGCUUUUGUCGCGCCGAAGGAUCUCAACUCGUCGAAUGUGAAUUCCCUCACUACUCCGAUGCUUGAAAAAUGUUUCAAAUGCCCAAACACUGGCACGUAUGAUUCUCCUCUCAAUUGGGAUGAUGUUGCCUUGGAAAUUGCGAAUGAGAACUACGAGCGGUAUGACCUGGCGACAUGCAGUUCAUUUUCCAACAUAAUGACGGAUGAGACCACCUCAAGGCCGGGUACUAAAGCACUGAUCAUGCUUGCUGAGAACUUGACUGUGAGUGACGGGGGAAAUGCGUCUAUUCUGACUACGGACAACACAUAUGGUUUUCAAAACCAGAGCGUUUUAGCGAUCCCCUUUUUUAAUGCAAGCGAGGGUCAUGGCGCCUCUUCAGAAUGCCAGACUUCAAAUACUGUGGCGGUCGCAUAUAUUAAUUUGAGUUAUGAUCCUCCUGAAGGCUAUUACCUACCAUCGAUGAAUUACUCAGUCAAAGAGUGUUUGAUGAUCAAGGCCAGGAACACUGUCAGCUACUAUAUAGCCCGCCUAUUUGCAUUGCAAUUGCGCUCGCCUCGAUUGAAAGUUGCUGCCAUGUUUUUCGCUGCUCGAGUGGGGCGCACUCAAUCGCCACCACUUCUCACCGUUGGAGAUGCCAUGUCGUCAUUCCUGUCCAGACCUGACCCUACAACGAAAAAUAUGUGCUGGAUGUCCCACAAAGACGUUUCCUGUGGAUACUGGAAGGGGUUGCGUGAAGAUGAUAGCGUCUCACUCCAAAGACCGCUUUCAAAACCGAAACACUGGUUCAGAGCAGCUCCUAGUUUCAGAUGGAUCGCAGCUCUGCUUGUACGUCUUUCAUGCCUUUGUACGGCUGUUGGUCUGUUCGCAAGUCCAAGCACCGAUCUGCGAGAUCAGGUUAACUUGAGCGAUUUCUCUAAAAUCUUUUCAUCCAAUAUAGACGAGGACAGCCUUUUCACGAUCGGGGCAGACUUUCCCAAUGCAGGCAUGUUGACCUUUGUGAUGGUUGCCAACUUACCACAGCUCCUGGUUACUAUGAGCUACUAUUGCUAUAACGCAGUGCUUACCAGUAUGUUGGCUGCUGCUGAGUAUAGCUCCUAUGAACUCAAACGCAAAGCCCUGCGUGUCACUUGGCCGAUCAAGGGUAGUCAACAGCAGUCGACAUAUUGGCUUAGCAUACCGUACCGCUACAGUAUUCCAAUCCUCAUCCUCUAUACGGUCCUCCACUGGAUGAUUUCACAGACUCUCUACUACCUGUCGUUGAUUCCAUACACCCCACAAAAUACUCCAUACAAUUCGACAAUCGACUCGCUCGUAUGCUCUCCCACCUUCGCCCUUUUUGCGAUUCUGGUCGGGGCUAUCAUGUUAAUCAUAUUGGGUAUAUUAGCAUUCAGACGCUUGAAGUCCAGCGCACCAGUGGCCGAUUCAUGUUCAGCUGCCAUAAGUGCCGCUUGUCAUCCACCCACAGGCGAGGACUUGGACAUUGCAGUUCGGAGCAAAGUGAAGUGGGGUCAGACCACUUCCCUUCUUGUCGGGUCGGUCGACUCUGAGGUAGUUGAGUCGGUAGAGGGACAUUGCAGCUUCACGUCACUGCAUACGGUGAAACCCACAUUGACCAAGCUAUAUGCUUGA
Penicillium odoratum is the source of this 2001-nucleotide messenger RNA. RefSeq lists its product as uncharacterized. The transcript is spliced from 3 exons. Lineage: Eukaryota; Fungi; Ascomycota; Eurotiomycetes; Eurotiales; Aspergillaceae. The record is from RefSeq and is a predicted model, not a curated record. Bases 1 to 2001 code for a protein of 666 amino acids.